Messenger RNA from Ziziphus jujuba (common jujube), 742 nucleotides. RefSeq lists its product as uncharacterized. Bases 128 to 742 code for a protein of 204 amino acids. Lineage: Eukaryota; Viridiplantae; Streptophyta; Magnoliopsida; Rosales; Rhamnaceae. The transcript is spliced from 2 exons. The record is from RefSeq and is a predicted model, not a curated record.
UUAGGAAGAGAGCGUAUGAAAUUGAGGAUUGCAGAUAUUUAUAUAUGUAUACAUAGUUGACAAUGUGGUUAAAGGUAGAUAAAAAUUUGUUAAUGUUGUCAGUUUACAUUUGUAGUUGUACUUUAUAAUGGCACCAAAGAGGAACUUGCGAGCUCAACUAAAGAAGGGAGGUAAGAAGGUGGAAAGUAAGAGACGCGGUGGUAGCACAUCAGCACCCAACUCUAAGAGUCGACGAACUACUAGGCAGCAAUCCAAAGCUGAGACGGAAAGCACCAAACUUCCAGGGCACGUUCCACUCUCCUCUCCCCCAUCUGAGAUGCCCAUCGACGCUCCAAAGGAACAGAUCUUUCAGGAUGCCGAUAUAUUUAAAGUUAGGACACAUUCAUUCGGGAAUCCAAUAGAAGCGAACAAAGUAAUUACAAGUGUCCUCACAAGUGAGCAGCUGGAAAAGUAUAGAAAAACAUGUUUUGGACACUUACUUGACAUGAAGAACCUCAGGUUCUCUGGUCAUCUAGUGCAUCACCUGCUUUGCAGACGAGUUGUGUCCAACAAUCCAGGAGUACUGGAGUUUAACUUCGGCGGAUUUGGAGUGCGGUUUACGAAGUGGGAAUUCGCACUCAUUAGUGGCUUAAAGUUUUGUAGGUACCCUUCCAUGUAUGAUAUGCAAAUUUCCAAAGGAAAGGAGCUGCUCACGAGGUUGCUAAAUGACAGGGCUGACUUGAAACUGCCCGAACUGGAAUGA